UUGUAAAUUGCGGUAUAUGUAGCCUAUACGGAUAUUAUAUAUAUAUUAUAUGAUGAACUUGCGGUUUACAGUUUAAAAACUUAAGUCCCACGACGAUACGCUGCAAAACACGUACAAACAGUAGGCCUACAAAAAAUGUCGUUUCAAUGAUGUGUCACAUGGCAACUGCGUAGUUUGAUCACAAAGCAGGACUAUGCAUCUUUAUCCAAACGGAACGAUGCCUUGAGCAAUAUACGAACAUUCUUCGAUGGAUUAUAGCCAGGAAAAACGAAAUCCAUGUCCUCGAUGACAAUAGAAGAUGUUUAAUCCUAGCGUCUCCUUUAAGAAAUCUUUUUUUUCUCUCUCUAGAAUAACUAAUGACGCUGUCCCGUGCUGUAAACACGGUCGACGCUGUGCUGCGUGGUCUGGCAGCCCGGAUCGAGAUCUCGGGGUACUGUAUUUAUCUAGUGACAGGACCAUUUAAAACCGUGAUUCACCUCGCGUCUCAUAUGCAAACCCUAAAACCCAAACGGUGCAUCCUCUGUACGAAGUGCAAUGGCUAGAAAGACGGACAUUCCUUCUUCUUACUAUGGUGAGCCAAGGAAGUUCGACCCAGCUUUCAGAGGACCCGUUCACAACAGGAGCUGUACUGACGUGGUGUGCUGCGUUAUCUUCAUCAUCGGCAUCCUCGGCUACAUCGCGCUGGGAAGCGUGGCCUGGAUCCAUGGAGACCCACGGAAGGUGGUCUUCCCGACCGACAGCCACGGACAGUUCUGCGGCCAGCAGGGGACCAACAAUGCAAACAAAGCCAUAUUAUUCUACUUCAACAUCCUGCGGUGUGCCAGCCCUUCUGUCCUCAUCAACCUCCAGUGCCCCACCACACAGCUCUGUGUUUCAAAGUGCCCAGACAGAUUUGCAACGUACCGAGAGAUGAAACGCAACUACAAAAACUGGGAAUACUACAAGCAGUUCUGCAGGCCAGGCUUCGAUAAUCCUGACAAGCCCGUGGAUCAGGUGCUGCGAGACGAAGACUGUCCGUCCAUGAUCGUCCCUAGCAGACCAUUCCUACAGCGGUGCUUCCCUGACUUCAUCACGAGGAACGGCACCUUGACGGUCCGCAACCAGAGGAGCUUCCAAGACGGCGACGGCGUGACCAGGAGCGUCGCCGACCUCCGGGACGCAGCAAAGGACGUCAGGACAACUGUCUCAGGUGGUAUCGCUAGUCUGCUGGAUGCCAAAGAGGUUGGCAUGAAGAUCUUUGAAGAUUAUGCCAGUUCCUGGUACUGGAUCCUCAUUGGGCUGGUGAUCACCAUGGUGGUUAGCCUUCUCUUCAUCCUGCUGCUGCGGUUCACCGCGGGCGUGCUGCUGUGGCUCGUUAUCUUCGGAGUCCUCGCCGCUCUGGGUUACGGUAUCUGGCACUGUUACUGGGAGUUCAGCUCGCUGCGAGGGAACUCUGAUGCUGAUGUCACCCUCUCCCAGAUCGGUUUCCAGGCAGACUUCAGCAUUUACCUGCAGCUCAGUCAGACCUGGCUCGUCUUCAUGAUCUCUCUCUCUGUAAUUGAGGCCAUCAUUAUCCUCAUCCUGAUAUUCCUGAGGAACAGAAUACGCAUCGCUAUUGCACUUCUAAAAGAGGGAAGCAGGGCUAUCGGCUACAUCAUGUCCACUCUUUUCUACCCAAUUAUCACCUUUUUUCUUCUGGCGAUCUGCAUAGCCUACUGGGCCAUGACAGCUGUCUUCUUGUCAUCGUCGGGCGAUGCUGUCUACAAGGUCAUGUCCACGCAGUCCAAAUGCGUCUAUGCCAACCAGACAUGUGACCCAGAGACCUUCAGCCAGAGCAGCCUGCCCGUCGCCUGCCAGGGCUCCCAGUGUGCGUUCGCCUUCUACGGGGGGGAGAGCCUGUACCACCGCUACAUCCUGCUGCUGCAGCUCUGCAACCUCUUCCUGUUCCUGUGGCUGGUCAACUUCACCAUCGCCCUGGGCCAGUGCACGCUGGCCGGGGCCUUCGCCUCCUACUACUGGGCCCUGAAGAAGCCCCAGGACAUCCCUCCCUUCCCGCUCUUCUCCUCCUUCGGCAGGGCCAUCAGGUACCAUACAGGUUCCUUGGCCUUUGGUGCAUUGAUACUGGCUGUCGUGCAGUUUUUCAGAAUUGGGCUGGAGUAUCUUGACCAUAAACUUAAAGGUUCCCAUAAUGCAUUUACCCGAUUCCUGCUCUGUUGCCUGAAAUGCUGCCUUUGGUGCCUGGAGCGCUUCAUCAAGUUUAUGAACAGGAACGCGUACAUCAUGAUAGCGAUAUACGGGAAGAACUUCUGCACGUCAGCCAAGGACGCCCUCUUCCUGUUGAUGAGGAACGUUGUGAGGGUGGCGGUUCUGGACAAGGUGACGGACUUCCUGCUCUUCUUGGGCAAACUGCUUAUUUCAGGGAGUGUUGGUGUUCUGGCAUUUUUCUUCUUUACCCGUAAAAUACCAGUCAUUCAAGAGGAGGUGCCGUCUCUUAAUUAUUACUGGGUCCCUCUGCUGACUGUGAUAUUCGGUUCAUACCUGGUGGCCCAUGGCUUCUUCAACGUCUACGCCAUGUGUGUGGACACGCUGUUCCUCUGCUUCUUGGAGGACCUCGAAACAAACGACGGUUCUGCGGCCCGGCCCUUCUUCAUGAGCAACUCCUUGAAGAACCUUUUCAACAAGAGCAACAGCAGACAACCCAACAUCGCCAAUGGCAAAGCUGGAAGUGUGAAACUUACAAAGUCAGGGAAAACCAGGCACCGAUGAUAUAGCUAUGGCCUAUAAGGGAUGAAUAGAUUUCAAAGUACAACGUUUGCCAGUUUUUUUUUGGUAUAAUUUUGGAUUAUAUGUACUGCAUCGUAUGUGGUUUCCAGUUUUCACCACUGGGUGGUGCUAAAUGUAACAUAAACCUUUCAGAUUUAUCACCAUUCCGUUCUUAAAGGUCCCAUGACAUGCAACAAGGUGUGAGUGUGGUUAGCCUUACAAGCCUUAGGACAUCACAAGUGGGGUAGUCCACCUAGAUGUGUGCUGGAUAGAUCAGUCUACCAGCCUACCCAGUGGACUUUAGCAAACGUUGCUCAUCUAUCCGGCACACAUCUAGGUGGACACACCCACUUGUGAUGUCAUAAGGGGCAGAUUUAAAAACGGCCGGUAAUGCUAAUCACCCUCACACCUGGUGGUAUGUCAUGCUACCUUUAAACGCUAAAUUUAGUCAUCAUGCAUGGAAUACCUUCAUAAUUAUAACGGUGUUGAAUUACCGCAUAAUAGUUGGCUGCCAUAUACAAUAUCUAACUGUAAUUUAGAUAUUUUAUAUCGAAAUAAGUUUAUAUAUAUUGUACUAUAAUAUUUAAUAUUGUUUUCAAUGUAUUGCGGAACUUCAUGAAGGGAUCAGUAUUAAUGUUUUUGUUUUAUCCAAAAGUGUAGCGAGAAAAUAUGAAGAACACAUUUUGCUCAGGUUUGUAGGCCCGGUAGAGCCCAUAAGACCUAUGAGAUCGAAAAAUAUGAAUCGGUUUCAAUGGAGAGAAAGUAAUUAUUUUCUGGUCCCAGUCUUUAUAUGCCCCGGAUUACACAUACGUUUGUGGAUUUAAAUGAUAAUAUUUAAUGUCAAGAGAUUGACCGUUUAUUGUGCAAUUGUUCAGUUAAAGGCUGUAGAGAAAACACAAUGAGAAAGACUACAUGACUCGUAUGUGCCGUCACGCUCCCUGCGACUGGCGUGGGCAAGACCGCCAAUCUCCCCAUCGGCAUAACUGAAACUCCUCACAUGCCCCAACUUAUAAUGGUUUUCACCUCUUUUGAUGCUUUUAUCCUCCCCUUGGAAGAAACCUAACAUCAUCAAUCUUCUUCGCAAAUUUUAUUAGUUUUCUUUGCAUGAAAAAUAAUCAUUUAAAUGGGCUCUACCGGAAGGGGCGUGACUUCGCCACUCUAUAGCUCAGGGUACAGCUCUAUGUAUAGGACGUUAUUUUGUGAUGCAUCUAUAGACUGUAUGAAAUAUGCAACAGCCAACUUACAUGUUUUUGUAACAUAUCUCAGUCCUUAAUGCAGUACAUUGGAAUGUAUAAUUCCAAUAUUUAUGUAUCUAUAUCUCCCUCUGGCUUUAACUCUAUGCUUAUUAUCACAUUCAUCUCUUGUACUCUUUACUUACUUAAUGGAUUUAUGUGUGUGUUACUAUCGUGUUAUUUAUACAUUUAACAGAUGAGAAUGUUGAAUGCGCUUUUCAUAUUUUUUAUAUAAAUUAUAUAUAUAUAAUGUAUCAAUAUAGUGGGAGUAUAAUUUGUACAGAUCAUUCACUAUGUAUGUAAAGCAGUGGAAAAUAAUGCCCAUUUGUGAUUGGGUGGUUAUGAUUAUAAUUAGGAAAUAGUUGAGUGAAAGGUUUUAGUUUUAUAUCAUCCUUUAAAUUACCAUAUCAAAUAUCCCUGAGUUGCUCUGUUUAGAAAGGUAUUUGGAUUCAUGAAAAUAUUGUGAUAUAAAAGUCCCUUUCUUACCUCAUAAAGUCCUUGUUGUUUUUUUAUUCCAUUACAACAUUGUAGCAUUCAGAAAAACAUCAAAAUUAUUUAUUACAAAGAUUGCUGCACUUUUCAGAGGCUACCGAUUCAUUCUUCACUGUCUAUAUUAUAUCAUAUGAGGGGGACAAGGCUUUGUCAUACCAAUGUGUAUUCUAUCAUACAGCUACAAAAUAAUAACUUAAAGCUAGGGUAGGCACCUUGGAAGAUAACAGCCAGAGUUAGCUAGAUUUUGAAAGUCCUAUCCAACCGAAAAGAUCGCUCCCCUCCCUUCAGGCCUCCCUCCAAAGCCACUCUCCGAAAACUAGCAACUAGCUCGCUAGCUUUAGCAAUCGGUUCGACAGGCCUUAUG
Messenger RNA from Gadus chalcogrammus (walleye pollock), 4830 nucleotides. It is a transcript of the gene slc44a5b, whose product is annotated as solute carrier family 44 member 5b. The transcript is spliced from 23 exons. Gene Ontology annotation, molecular function: transmembrane transporter activity. Gene Ontology annotation, cellular component: membrane. NCBI's taxonomy places the organism in Eukaryota, Metazoa, Chordata, Actinopteri, Gadiformes, Gadidae. Gene Ontology annotation, biological process: transmembrane transport. The record is from RefSeq and is a predicted model, not a curated record. The coding region runs from base 535 to 2745 and encodes 736 amino acids.